Messenger RNA from Torulaspora delbrueckii, 1215 nucleotides. It is a transcript of the gene MRP4, whose product is annotated as mitochondrial 37S ribosomal protein uS2m. Gene Ontology annotation, cellular component: ribosome; mitochondrial small ribosomal subunit. Lineage: Eukaryota; Fungi; Ascomycota; Saccharomycetes; Saccharomycetales; Saccharomycetaceae. Gene Ontology annotation, biological process: translation. Bases 1 to 1215 code for a protein of 404 amino acids. The transcript has a single exon. Gene Ontology annotation, molecular function: structural constituent of ribosome. The record is from RefSeq and is a predicted model, not a curated record.
AUGAGUGUUGUUAUUCCAUCCAGGAGGCUGCUCUCAGCACGUACGUUUACGAGGUUUUUGACACGUUCUCAAUCGACGGCUACAAAUGGACCUUUGGUAUCGAAAACUAUUGAGAAACAGCCAGAAGCCGAAAAACCAAUUGGAGAUGAAGUACUCUCAUUGCGUCAAAGACAAUUCAACGAUCAGAUUGUGGAACAAUUAAAGGCUCUUUCCGAGACUCCAUUGGAUGAAAUUGACAAGUUGGGUGUCGACGUAAAUGGAACGCUGACUGAAAGGGAAAAGCAGUUGGAUGAAGAAUUGACAGAUUUCUUGAGAAAAUACUCUCAACUGAAUAGACUGAUAAAUACUGAGGAAAAUUCUGAAGGUGAAGCUCAAAGGUCCUUCCAAGCGGCCGCGGCACAGAAUAAGAGGUACCCGUAUUUGGUUCCUUCUGCUAGGGAUAAACCAUAUACUUCACAAGAACUCUUCUUGCGUCAGAUGAAACAUGCACAGCAUACCGCCAAACUGGGAGCUAAUAUCGAAAAGGUUUACUUUCCUCAUAAGGAUGUACAAUCACCACCAUCGGCUGAGAAGGUUUCGAUAAAUAAGUUACUUGCUGCUGGUGUUCAUCUGGGGCAGUCGACUUCUCUAUGGAGAUCUACCACUCAGCCUUUUAUUUACGGUGAAUAUCGUGGGAUUCACAUUAUUGAUUUAAACAAGACGUUGGCUUACUUAAAGAGAGCGGCAAAGGUUGUAGAGGGCGUUGCUGAGAGAGGUGGUAUCAUACUUUUCCUUGGGACCAGAGAGGGACAAAAACGAGCUCUAGAAGAAGCUGCAAAAAAGACACAUGGGUUCUAUAUCUGUACAAGGUGGAUCCCAGGUACUUUAACAAACUCCACGGAGAUUUCAGGUGUUUGGGAAAGACACGAAGUUGAUUUUGCCGAUAAGCCCACCGGUAGAGUUCUAACAACAGAUGAAAUAGCAGCUAUUGUCAAACCCGACUUACUAGUCAUAUUAAAUCCAACCGAGAACAGGAAUGCCUUGAACGAGGCAAUGCAAGUUAGAAUACCCACCAUUGGUAUUAUAGACACGGAUUCAGAACCAUCCAUUGUCACAUAUCCAAUCCCAGGAAAUGACGAUUCGCCACGGUCGGUCAAUCUACUUCUUGGGGUACUGGCCAAAGCAGGUGAAAGAGGCUUACAAAACAGAUUGCAAAAGGUUGCACAAAUAAAAUGA